AUGCCGUAUCCAAAAGUGGAUAACGAAGCUCCAAACCCGGAGGAUUACAUCAAUGACAGCCAUCGCAACUCUAGCAGCAAUGGCACAUUUGCCAACGACAAUCCCAACAACAUUGGCGGCCAACGCCGCGUUUCCAAGGCUACUCUGCUGCGCAACCCUCUAGCAGGUAUGACCCGAGCAGAGCUCCUUGCUGACGUUGACGCUUUCGUCGACUCCAAGGGUCUCCAAGAGCACCGUGAGGACUUUCGAAAGGGUGCUCUUGUCGCUCAGGUCAACAACACCCCAGGAGCAUUUGAGAAGAUUGACAUUGUGACCGAAGAGGAGAAGGCUAUUCUCCGGAAGGAGGAGACUUCUCGAUGGCAUCAACCCUUUGCCUUGUAUUUCCUUUGCACACUUUGUGCUGGAUCUGCUAUCGUGCAGGGUAUGGACCAGACCGCUGUCAACGGUGCUCAGGAAUUCUACUUUGACGAAUUUGAGAUCGAAAACGAAUGGAUGAAAGGUUUCCUUAACGGGGCUCCUUACCUCUGCUCUGCCCUCGUCGGAUGUUGGACCAGUCCUAUUCUCAACAAAUACACCGGUCGCCGCGGAACUAUCUUCAUCUCUUGUGCCAUCUCGACUAUUACUGGUUUCUGGAUGGCAGCUACCACCCAUCUCGCAAACUUCAUUGUUGCUCGUUUAAUGCUUGGUUUCGCUGUUGGUGCCAAAUCCAGUACCACCCCUGUCUAUUCCGCUGAAUGCACACCUAAGAAUAUUCGUGGUGCUCUCACAAUGAUGUGGCAAAUGUGGACUGCUUUUGGUAUUGCUCUUGGGUUUGUUGUUUGUGUUGCCUUUGAGAAGGUGACCUUCAUUGGCGGCCCAAACUCUCCCUGGCGAUGGAUGAUGGCUUCUACGUCUGUGCCUCCACUGAUUGUCAUGCUUCAAGUCUACUUUUGCCCAGAGAGUCCUCGUUGGUACAUGGAACGGGGCGAUUACAACAAGGCCUUUCGCUCUGUUCGAAAGCUUCGAUUCAACUCUGUUCAAGCCACCCGAGACAUGUACUACGCCUAUAAGCUACUUGAGAUCGAGCGCAGUGAAAGAGAGGGUCGAAAUCUGGUCAAGGAAUUCUUCACUGUUCGCCGAAACCGACGUGCUGCCCAGAGUGCCUGGUUCUGCAUGUACAUGCAGCAGUUCUGUGGUGUCAAUGUAAUUGCCUAUUACUCUACCUCCAUCUUCCGUAACGCCGGUUACAGCCUCUCCGAGGCCCUUCUUGUUUCCAUGGGAGGAGGCAUCAUCAACUUCCUCUUCGCCAUUCCUGCCAUCUAUACUAUUGACACGUUCGGUCGAAGAAACCUGCUUCUUGUUACCUUCCCUCUCAUGGCGGCAUGUCUCUUUUUCACUGGCGGCGUGUUCAACAUCAGCGACCAGAAGACUCUCAUCGGCACCGUAACCACAGGUCUUUAUCUCUUUAUGGCUGUCUAUUCACCUGGUCUCGGCCCUGUCCCUUUUACUUACAGUGCGGAAGCAUUCCCUCUUCAUAUUCGAGAUAUCGGUAUGGCAUCUAGUACUGCCAUCACAUGGGGAUUCAACUUCAUCAUCAGCUUCACCUGGCCAGCCUUGGAACGGGCAUUCGGUAUAACUGGUGCUCUCAGCUGGUACGGAGCUUGGAAUAUCUUUGGUUGGACUUUCUGCUACUUCCUUCUCCCCGAGACGAAGAACUUGACUCUCGAAGAACUCGACAUGGUUUUUGGUGUAAGCAACCGAGAGCACGCAUCCUACUAUGUGCGAAAGUUUCCUUGGUACAUAAAGAAGUACUUCCUUCGCCAAGAUGUUCCUCCUUUCCCUCCCCUGUACGAGUUUGCUGCCAAUGAUGGUCAUUACCCCCAGGAGAAGCCGGACACAAAGCAUGUCGAAGGAAACAACCUCAGUCCUGACUUUGGAGACAAGGAACUCAUCUCGGAACGUAGAUAA
This is a messenger RNA of Fusarium venenatum, 1947 nucleotides long. RefSeq lists its product as uncharacterized. Gene Ontology annotation, biological process: transmembrane transport. Lineage: Eukaryota; Fungi; Ascomycota; Sordariomycetes; Hypocreales; Nectriaceae. Gene Ontology annotation, molecular function: transmembrane transporter activity. The record is from RefSeq and is a predicted model, not a curated record. Gene Ontology annotation, cellular component: membrane.